AUGGCCCCUCAAGACCGCAUCGCACAGGUGUCCUCCCACCUUAAUUACCCGCAGGGCAUGCUUGCUGGCAAAGUUGCCAUUAUCACUGGAGCUGGACAGGGUGUUGGCGCUGAAGCUGCUCGCUUGUUCGCCAACGAGGGCGCGAAGGUGGUUGUUGCGGAUCUCGAUGCCAAGAAAGCAGAGGCUGUUGCAAAAGCUAUCAAUGACGCCGCACCCGGACGAGCCAUUGCCGUAGUUGGCGAUGUGACGGAUGCAGCAUAUCUAAAGAGGGUGGUUGAGAAAGCUGCGCAGUUUGGAAAUGGAAAAAUCCAUAUCAUUAUUAAUAAUGCCGGCUAUACAUGGGAUGGCGUUAUCCAUAAGCUCUCAGAUAAGCAAUGGGAAGCCAUGCUAGCUGUCCACGCCACAGCUCCCUUCAAGCUUGUCCAAGCCGCAUCUCCAUAUUUCAGAGUUAAGGAUGGCGUAGACAGAGUUGUUGUAAACAUCAGCAGCACCAGCGGUAUCCACGGAAAUGCGGGCCAAGCAAACUACGCCGUCGGCAAAGCGGGGAUGGUCGGUCUUACUAAGACCAUUGCGAAGGAAUGGGGUCCUCAAUUCGGCGUGCGUGCCAACACCAUUGCAUUCGGCCUUGUUUUGACACGGUUGACUUCCGCCAAGGAGGCUGGCGCGUUCAUUACAACGCCUGACGGUGAGAAGGUCGCUCUGGGGAUUCCCUCUAAGCAGCUGGCUGCUAGAGCUGGGAACGACGAGGCGGAAAAGUACCCAGAUAUCCCUCUGAGAAGAGGGGCUACUCCUGCGGAGGCGGCGAGGUCGAUUUUGGCAGUUGCGAGCCCUUUGUUUAGCUAUGUCAAUGGCCAGACGAUUAUGGUUACAGGUGGAAGAAAUAUGUGA
Molecule: messenger RNA, 888 nt
Organism: Paracoccidioides brasiliensis Pb18
Exons: 4
Coding region: 1-888 (295 amino acids)
Molecular function (GO): oxidoreductase activity, acting on the CH-OH group of donors, NAD or NADP as acceptor
Source: RefSeq, a predicted model, not a curated record